This is a messenger RNA of Athalia rosae (coleseed sawfly), 6346 nucleotides long. RefSeq lists its product as uncharacterized. Bases 2594 to 5422 code for a protein of 942 amino acids. The transcript has 4 exons. Gene Ontology annotation, biological process: monocarboxylic acid transport; transmembrane transport. Lineage: Eukaryota; Metazoa; Arthropoda; Insecta; Hymenoptera; Athaliidae. Gene Ontology annotation, molecular function: monocarboxylic acid transmembrane transporter activity. The record is from RefSeq and is a predicted model, not a curated record.
GUGGGAUUUUACGAACCGCGAGCAUCUCCUCAUCUCGUCGUCCGUCCCUGAACACGAGAUAACUUGGAGCUCCGCGGUCGCGUUCGAACAACAGCCGAGAAGAAAAUGUGCACGGAAACAGGGCGGGAGAAGCGCUCCUCUUCUUAAUUAUUUCUUUUUAUUUUCGUUAAUCUUUUUUCGUCGUCCCUCACACCUAACAAGUCAUACCGCACGCGUUACACGUACACGCGCGCACGCGCUGCGUGACCAGUGCUUCUUAUUUUGUGAAUUGCGAGUGAGAAACGGGUGCGUGCGAGGGGAGGGUACGGUGCGUUCGUCGUAUAUAUCCCUGUCAGAGUGUGGGAAUUUCGUCAAGUCGAGGCAAGAGCGUUAAGAAGUCGAGUUAAUGAGCGAAGAGGCGAGGAGGAAGUCGAGAAGAAGAAGAAGAAGAAGAAGAAGAGUGAACGUUCUCCUCGGAAGCUCGGCCUGCCCUGGGCAACGACCACACGGCAACGUCAACGGCAACCGGGCAACGAGGGCUAUCGCACGCAGUAUUACCCGUCGUCGCGCAAUCCAACGAUGCCCAUUUUACUUCGGAAACUUGCGUCGCGCACAGCGUCGUAACGUUGAAAACUUUUCACUGCACUUUAUUACUCUCGUCGUCGGCGACGAUUCGCGCGCGCGAUCCCUCGAUUUAUUUUCAUUUUUAUCCCCGUUUUUGCAACGAGGAAAUUCGUACGAUUCCGCUCGUCGAAACUGCUCGAAAAACUGAAGAUACGUUGCGAAUUUGGUCUUUGUUUUUUUUUACUCGCCUCUAAAUUCAGUGUGUGUCGGGAAUCGUGCGAUCGAAUCGGCGAUGAAUUUAAUUCAAAGUUCGUUGGAAAUUUUCGUUGAGACUUUCGAAUUUUUCGACGUUGGGCAGCCGACGAACCGAUGACGAGGAGCCUGACGAGAUAACGCAACGAAAAAAGACUAAAUUCAAAUAAUGAAAAAAAAAUAACUGUGAAAGCGCAGAUACACGAUUAGAAGUUAUCUGGCUGGCGAUGCGGUAUUAACGUUAAAUAAAUUAGUGUAAUCGACGCAACCGUACCGAUAAAAAAAAAAAAAAAAGAAGAGUUCUCUCAAAACACGAAUUCGGAUUGUGUAUCCGUGCAAUGGUCAGAGUACACCGGAUUGCCUUCGACGAUACGUUAUUUUUGUUCCACUUUUGAAUCUCAAAAUAUUAUUCGUUUAUGGUUUUUACUUUUUUCCUUUUUCUCUCCUUUUGUUUCGAUCGCGAUUUAUUAUGUACACAUAUAUAAUGACCCAUUCGUUCUAUACGAUUGUAUAAAAUUUUAAUCAGCUUUUGGCUACAAUUAAAAUACGCGCUCAACUGUUAUUUGGUUCGGUAUAUAAAUUAACGAAUGUGUAUCCGAAUAAAGAAAUAAAUUUAAAAAAACGAAAACUAUAUUAAUUCUCACCACCCCGAACAUCGAUUUUUUUAUUACCGGUGGAUUAUUAAAAUCUGGUGAUUCGCAAGAUGCAUUUUAUUAAAAAAUUUUGCAAAUCGAAAAGUUGUUCGUUCCGUAGGACGGUGGACCUGACGUGAUCGUAAAACACAGGAAUGAAUUGAACGAUUUAACAGUUGGAAGUAAAAAGAACCGAGCAAAAAACGUAAAUUUAUUUUCACGACACAUCGCUAAAGAAUUUCAAUAUAUAUUACACGUAUAUGUAUAUUGUGCGUGUUUUUUUGACGAACAACUGCUGUUUUCUCGUUAAUUAUUAUACGCGUGUGAAUGUGUGUUGUGAACUAUAAGUGAAUAAAUAAUGAUCCACGGUAAACGAUACACGUAUCGUGCAUCUAAAUAAGAUAAAUAAAAUUUACCAAAGUUAUCGUACACGUAUACAUAUAAAUAAAAAGAUAAGAAUAAUACCGAACGAAUUAUUUUCAAUAUAUUUACAAAGGAACCACGCUGCACCGAACAGAAAUGUGCAAAUCAGAGAAGCGAAAGUAUUGUCCGCCGUAUGGGUACCUGGGAUAAAAGUUGGUCCGAGGACGUGGGCGAAACGAUUCGUCGUGGGUCCGAGAACGUCGGUGUCUGCAGCUGCAGCGAUGGUGGCAGGAGCCAAAUCCAGGGACUACUUCAAUCGCUGUUGCUUUUGCGUCGUCAGUUUACCAGAGAAUUGUACGAGUGGCCGAUACAACCUUUGUUUAGGUCAAGGACGAAACUAAAUGAAAAAGAAAGAGUUAAAAUUUCGAAUUCUCAAAUCUUCCCUCUAUUUUCAUUGGUAUAAUUCGCGCGGCGGUCGAGUUUCGUAUGAUUGUGAGUAAAAGCGAAGAGAGAAAAUUCCAAUAAUUUAAUACGUGUAAUAGCGAAGGGGAAAAAGAAUAAUAAUAAUAUUGCCUUAUCUUGAAAGAGAAAGAGAAAAUUGCCGACGAAAGCAAAAUAGUGAUUAUUUUUUAAAGGAAAAUAAUGAGGAUAAAAGAAUGCGCGCUUUGUUUAAGAUUAAAAGAAUCACUAGGUGCGAUAUAUGGUGCUAACGCGAAGACCAGGUGCGAAACCCCGUGAGAAUUAAAUGUUGUAGUUGAAAAUUAGCAAAAAGAAAUACCGAGAGUGAUAUUAAGAGUGCAGCUAUGGCCGAGUGGGGAACGUUCAACGGUCAGACGGAUCUAACGACGUACGGUUCCCCGAAAGAAAAUGGGAUCCAAGCCGAGGCGAAGAAUUUGGAAUCGUUGGCCGGCGCCGAAAGAGAAACUGCGAACGGUCGAGGGGUCGACGGACCCGAGGAGGGUCGGAUCAUGGAGUCGAAAAUCGUCAGGUACAACGGGAAAGUGGAAUCCUCGAAAAAUUGCGACGAGUCCGUUGAAAUUCUGAGCAAAAAUGAGGCGGCGAACGCGGAAAGGUUUUACAGUUUCGACCGCGAAGGAUCGCCGGACUGCGGCGCGGGCGAAAAGGACGAAAUUUUGCCCACGGACGAGAGGAGCAGGUUCGGUGAAUCCGGCAGGAAAAUACGAGGAGAGGCGAGAGCGGAAUUGACGAAGGCUGGGCAGAAUUCAUCGCCGAAACGACCGAACAGCUUUUACAAUAACGAGACCGCGACGAAUCCGAGCCCGAGAAAUUCUCCACCGCCGCUGCAGGGAUCGUCGGACGCGAUUUGUCGCGACAAAAAUCGACUGUUCAUUGAGACGGAGACGCGUUCGCGGCACCGGGAAGGUAGUGCCGAAAAAUUACAAGCGAACGGAAGAUCGCCGAAGGACGACAAGCAGGUUCAUCACGUGCAGUUCAACAAGGAGUCGAAAUCGUCGUCGAGAAAACCGCAUCCCAGCCCAAGUGCUUCCAUAUCGACGUCGAGCUCCGGCAGUUCGGAGGACAAUUCCAGCCUCGCGCAAUUUUCGGAAGCCAGACCUCCCGACGGAGGCUGGGGCUGGGUAGUCGUCGCGGCGUCGUUCGUUGUAAAUUUAAUAGCCGAUGGGAUAACGUUCUCCUUCGGAGUUAUCUACGUAGAGUUCCUAAAUUACUUCGGCGAAGGUAAAUCGAAGACCGCUUGGAUCGGAAGUCUCUUCAUGGCGAUGCCUCUGCUCUCCGGACCCAUAGCCAGUUUUUUGACCGACCGUUACGGAUGCAGAAGAGUAACGAUAGCGGGGAGCGUGCUCGCCACCACCGGUUUCGUCAUAAGUUCCUUCACCAAUUCGAUGGAGUUCCUGAUAUUCACGUUCGGAGUAGUCGCUGGUUUCGGACUGUCCUUGUGUUACGUAGCCGCCAUCGUCAUCGUCGCUUACUACUUCGAUAAAAAACGAUCGUUCGCCACCGGUUUAUCGGUCUGCGGCAGCGGCAUAGGGACCUUCAUAUUCGCCCCCUUGAUCCAGUGGCUUCUGGAGGAAUACGGCUGGCGAGGAACGACUCUGAUCCUCGCGGGGCUCUUCUUCAAUUUAGCGGUAUGCGGAUGCCUGAUGAGAGACCUCGAGUGGACCACGACGAGGGCCAAGGCCAAGACGGCCGAGCGUAGAAAAAAUCGCGAGCGAAAACGCUCCAAGAUACAGAGCUCCAGCGCGGAUUCCUUCUCCAGUUCGGCGAACAUAAAUCCCCAAAAACAGAACGAUCUCAAGAGAAAUUUCACGUCGGCCAGCACCGUGGGCAUCGCGAUAGAGAACGCGAGGGACGACGCUCGGGGUAAGAAAUUUUCGAGCCUCGUGAGCCUCCCGACCUUCGUGAAAAACGGGGAGAAGGUACCGGUGGAGGUUUUGGAACUUUUGAGCACCCACAAGAACGUUUACAACGUCCUGCUCCAGAAUUAUCCGAGCCUCUUGAUAUCCUCGAAGAGUCUCAGCGAUUCGGGAAGGCUGAACGAUCACAUGGACGUCGCCACGUUGCCCGACAUUCAGAACGACGACGCCAGAGUCGACGAUCCGAAGAUCGACAAGCCCGCAGUUGCGAAGGACCAGAGUUCGAAGCCCCCCGGAAAUUCGAAGAAUCCCGAUCAGGGGAGCAACGACGUCACGAACUCGCGACAGCACACCGACGCAGCUUAUCUGUGGUGGCUCAAGAAGACGCAACCCGACUGUCCGUUUCAAAGAGCAACGAUUUUGGACCACCAGAGAAGACUACCCACCGCCUAUUUCAAAGAUCUGCGCGUUCAUCGGCACAGCUUGACGUACAGAGGAGCGAUGUUGAACAUAAACAGAUAUCGUCUCCGAGCUUCCAGUUGUCCCGACAUAUACAGAAACUCGAUGACCACCAUAGCCAAAACGAAGAUGGUAUGGUACGCGGGACUCUGGGAAUUUUGGGACGUGAUCGUCGAUAUGCUCGACUUUUCCUACUUCGGUGAUCCCAGAUUCUUAUUGUUUGCCUUGAGCAAUUUUUUACUCUACACCUGGUACGAUGUCCCCUACGUUUAUCUCACCGACAACGCCAUAGAGGUUGGCUUCACCGAGACCGACGCUUCCUACCUGAUAUCCGUCAUCGGAAUCGUCAAUAUGGGCGGCGAGGUAAUUUUGGGCUGGGCCGGAGAUCGAGUCUGGGUAGACGCUUCGUUGGUUUACGCGGUUUGCAUGGGACUUUGCGGAGCUGUGACGGCUCUAAUACCUCUCGUCGUUCACAACUACUACGGACUUUGCGCGAUAGCGGGUGCUUUCGGGCUGUUCAUUGCCGCAAAUUAUAGCCUAACGAGUAUUAUUCUCGUAGAAUUAAUAACCUUGGAAAGGUUUACCAACGCUUACGGUCUUCUACUUCUCGUUCAGGGCGUAGCGAACCUCGUGGGUCCGCCACUGGCAGGUUGGCUGUACGACAUUACGGGAACCUACGACCUUUCCUUUUACUUGGCCGGAUUUUUCAUCGCUCUGAGUGGUUUCCUUUUAUUUAUUAUGCCCUUGGUCGAGAAGUACCGAGCAUGGAAGAGCGAAAGUUGGACGGAGGAGGCGCCGGAGGUAGCGAAAAAAAAUUUCGAAAAGAUGAACAAUGUUUAGACUUCCGAAUGAUGAUUACCGAUUACAUUUACCGAGAGAAGCUGCAAUUCAUCAUUCGACGAACAAGGGCCUGGAAAAAUUUCCUCCGCGGGAAAUUGUUGGAAAAACCUGAAUCCGGAAAAAGAUUGUCGGGAAAUUCCGAUUGGAUAAUUUGUAUGAAAAUUCAAACGGAAUUGAUGAUAACCGAUUAACAAUAUUAUUAUUAUUAUUAUUAAAAUUAUUAUUAUUAUUAUUAUUAUUAUUUAUGUGUUAUGUAACGAUAUGAAAUUCUAUCAAUAAUAAUAUAUCACCGUGUCUUAAAAGCGUCAGGUGCGUAUAAUCAUCUAGCUUAGUUAUAUUGAAAUAAAACGACAAGAACCGAGGAAAUAAUGAGGAGAAUAUUGGAAACUAAAAGAAAUAAAGAUGAAAAACAAGAAUGAAAAUAACGACGUUAGAUAAAUCGUGGGAUUUUAUUACAUAUAUAUAUAUACUAUAAAUAAUAUAAAUAAUACACCUGAAACCGUGAUGAUCGAAUUUUUUAAUUUUUUAUUUUGCCCUAUAUGGUUUUGUUUCUUCCCCCCCCGACGAAACUAUCGCUUCGUCGCUGACCGGUACUGGUUAUUUAGUCGACCGAAAGAGCGUCAGAGACGAUCGACCACUUGGUCUAGGUAAUUGUCAAUUCGAAAAACUCCCGAUAUUAAUAUAAAUUAACGCGUAAAUGAAUGAGUACGUUAUCGUAGGUAGCUCAUUGUUAUUAGAAUAUUGAAAAAAAACAGCAAGCGAUUUGAGUGCCCGAAAAAAAAAACCAAAAAUAAUACAAUAAAAAAACAUUUCAGCGAUUAACAUAACGAUUUAUAUUAUUAGCACGAGGUUAUAACGAAGUAGGUAUAAUAUCUAGUAGUUGAAAGACUUUUUACCAAUAAAAUUAAUAAAUUCAAUCUCCUA